Bipolaris oryzae ATCC 44560 is the source of this 243-nucleotide messenger RNA. RefSeq lists its product as uncharacterized. Lineage: Eukaryota; Fungi; Ascomycota; Dothideomycetes; Pleosporales; Pleosporaceae. The record is from RefSeq and is a predicted model, not a curated record. The coding region runs from base 1 to 243 and encodes 80 amino acids. The transcript is spliced from 2 exons.
AUGCCUCUCGUAGUCCCCGGUAUCCAGUCCAAGGAUGGAAACUCCAAGGAGGAGUGGAUGACCAAGCUCAUGGGCAAGAAGAUUGGCGAGCAGCACGAUGAAGUGACUUUCGCAAAGACCGAUCUCCCAGAGAAGCACCGCGUCCUCGGACCCGACUCGAUGAAGACUAUGGAUUUCAACCCAGACAGGCUGAAUGUACACGUCGAUGAGGACGGUACCGUCAAGGACAUUACCCACGGUUAA